Messenger RNA from Tilletiopsis washingtonensis, 1588 nucleotides. RefSeq names its product dihydrolipoamide succinyltransferase. The coding region runs from base 22 to 1515 and encodes 497 amino acids. Gene Ontology annotation, biological process: tricarboxylic acid cycle. Gene Ontology annotation, molecular function: dihydrolipoyllysine-residue succinyltransferase activity. The record is from RefSeq and is a predicted model, not a curated record. NCBI's taxonomy places the organism in Eukaryota, Fungi, Basidiomycota, Exobasidiomycetes, Entylomatales. Gene Ontology annotation, cellular component: oxoglutarate dehydrogenase complex. The transcript is spliced from 5 exons.
CCCCCACCGCGCUGGCCCAUCAUGCUGGCCCGUCGUUCCACCGUGCUCCUCUCGCGUGCCUCGCUGCGCCUCAGCGCCGCCGCCGCUCCUUCGCUCGCCGCCCGCACGCUCAGCACGGCGUCGCCCGCCGCGGCCGCUUCGGCGCCGCGCCGCGCCCUCGCCCUCGCCACGGCCACGCCGGCGCUGCGGCGCGCCCUGCAUGCCUCGGCCGCCGCGCGCGAGACGGUCAAGGUGCCGCAGAUGGCAGAGAGCAUCACCGAGGGCACGCUCAAGCAGUGGAACAAGAAGGUCGGCGACUUUGUCGAGGCCGACGAGGAGAUUGCCGUCAUCGAGACGGACAAGAUCGACGUCACCGUCAACGCGCCGCAGUCGGGCACCAUCACCGAGACGCUCGCCAACGAGGAGGACACUGUGACGGUCGGCCAGGAUCUCUUCAAGAUGGAGCCUGGCGAUGCUCCUGCCGAGGGCUCUUCUUCGGGCGGCGAGAGCAAGAGCGAGAGCAAGGAGGAGAGUAGCAGCAGCAGCGGCAGCAAGGACAACGCCAAGGAGGAGGCACCCAAGAAGUCCGACGCCACGUCGUCAGAAACGAAGGCGCAGGAGCAAAAGGACUCGGGCCGGCAAUCGGAGUCGUCGCAGAAGGCGUCGCAGGAGGGCGGUAAUCAGGCGCACAAGCGCAACGAGGCGUCUAGCUCCAGCUCCGGCUCUUCGGCGCCGAAGAAGGACAGCAAGCCCAGCUCGAGCGGCAGCAGUGGCGACAAGAAGGGUGCCUCUUCCGGCUCCGUCGACUCUGCGCCUGCGACCAAGGGCUCGCGCGACGAGCGGCGCGUCAAGAUGAACCGCAUGCGUCUGCGCAUUGCCGAGCGCCUGAAGCAGAGCCAGAACACGGCCGCCUCGCUGACGACGUUCAACGAGAUUGACAUGUCGAACCUGAUGGCCUUCCGCGCUCGUCACAAGGACCGCAUCCUCAAGGAGCAGGGCGUCAAGCUGGGCUUCAUGGGUGCCUUUGCCCGUGCGUCGGCACUGGCACUCAAGGAGAUCCCCGCCGCCAACGCCAGCAUUGAGGGAGAGGGCCUGGGCGACACCAUCGUCUACCGCGACUACGUGGAUCUCUCGGUGGCCGUGUCGACGGAGAAGGGCCUCGUCACGCCCGUCGUGCGCAGCGUGGAGCAGCUGAGCAUCCUGGACAUUGAGCGCGAAAUUACCGCGCUUGGCAAGAAGGCACGCGACAACAAGCUCACCCUCGAGGACAUGGCCGGCGGCACCUUUACCAUUUCCAACGGCGGCGUCUUUGGCUCGCUGUUCGGCACGCCCAUCCUCAACCUGCCCGGCAGCGCCAUUCUCGGCAUGCACGCCAUCAACAACAAGCCCUGGGUCGUCGACGGCAAGGUCGACAUCCGACCCAUCAUGGUCGUUGCCCUGACGUACGACCACCGUCUGCUGGACGGCCGCGAGGCCGUCACGUUCCUCGUGCGCCUGAAGCAGUACCUCGAGGACCCAGCCAUGAUGGCUCUCUAAGCCUCUUUCGCGCGGGCGCAUACACGAGUGUGCUGCCUCUGCAGUGCGAGGGGGCGAGAGGGGGGGAGAAGGG